Molecule: messenger RNA, 3099 nt
Organism: Archocentrus centrarchus (flier cichlid)
Lineage: Eukaryota; Metazoa; Chordata; Actinopteri; Cichliformes; Cichlidae
Gene: odf2a
Product: outer dense fiber of sperm tails 2a
Exons: 20
Coding region: 148-2844 (898 amino acids)
Biological process (GO): regulation of cilium assembly
Cellular component (GO): centrosome
Source: RefSeq, a predicted model, not a curated record
AUAAGCUUGAUGUGUCUCCCGGAGUUGAUCCUUUCCAGCCCAACUCCAGACUCCUGUUACCUCCUUAGUUUGCUGUCGAAGCGAUAAACGCUGCUUUGCAAAUGAAGUAUAUCUUUGGUCCUUGAGGCGCACUUUCUGGGCUCUCCUAUGAGAAAAACCAUGAGAACACGGUCCAAUUCACCUCCAAUUCAUGUGCACAUCAGUGAUGCCAUGCCAGUGCACGUGCACGUGGAGAGCCAGAGGAGUCCUGCCAGGACGCCUCAGGGGAAGACUACGGUUGGCAGAGCAGACCUUCGUCCUACAGCUAAGGUCAAAACCCGAGGUCCGUGGAUCACACCAGGAAAGGCCUCAUUACGGGACUCUACUUACAAAUGGGAGGGGCCGACGCACCGCCUUGAGAUCACACCGCCCGUCCCAGCACCUGAAAGCUCACAGUCGGCACUUCAGUUAGCUGACCUGGCAUCAGAGGAGGGAGAAGACCUACACGGACGAAUCAGCCACUACGAGAGGAAGGUCGACAACUUACUGACUGAAGUCAGCUCUCUAAAAAAUGAGGUUGAAUUGCGAAAGAAGGAACAGCUGCUGGAGCGUCAGUCGGAGCAGCUCAGUGUGUCCCAGCGGGUGAUCGCUGAGCAGGAGGAGGAGCUGGCUGAGGUGACCAAGGAGCUGGAGGAGACAGAGUGGGAGAACAGCAGGUUACGGCUUUCCAUGGAGAAGAUGCUGGAGGAGUGUGACUACAACAGACUGCACAGGGACAGUUUGCAUCAGGACAAAGAUUCUCUACUCAGGAAACUGACGGAGGCUGAGGUGGACGGAGCAGCAGCUGCCAAGCAAGCCUCAGCCCUGCGAGAGUCUGUUUCUAAACUGUGCGCUGCUGGUAGCAGUAGGCCGUCUGGCUCUGAGUCUUCAGUCUUGGCCCGUCAGAAGGAGCUGUUGCUGCAGAAACUGGAGACAUUUGAGGCCACAAACCGAGCACUGCGGCACCUUCUCAGAGAGCAGCAUGAGUCCCAGAUGGAAUCCCUCCAACUGUCAGAGAAGAAGGACGAAUUACUGAAGAGACUGGCAGACACAGAGGCUGAAAAUGCUCAUCUUGUUGUUAAACUCCAAGAGAAAGAGAGAGAGGUUAAUCAACUCAGCAAACUCUUAGAUAAUGAGAAGGACAAUGCCAAGAGCACAGCUGAUUUCUCAAAGAGUCUGGAGUCAACAAGAGCUCAUUUACAAGGACAGCUCCGCAGCAAAGAAGCUGAGAACAAUCGGCUUACUGUGCAGAUAAAGAACCUGGAACAAGCAGCCAAUCAGCAGAAGGCAAAGAUGAAACAUCUGACAGAACAGCUUUCAAGACUGAAGCAGCAGGCCGGCGCAGACCGAGAGGCUCUGAAAAGAGCCACACAGGCCCAGAAACAGCGAGCUGAACGCAGCGAGGACGCUGCAGGCCAGCUCAGCAUCCAGCUGCUGGACAUGGAGAAACAGGUGGCAGAUGCCCUGUCAGCAGCUGAAACAUGGCAGAGUCACCAUGCACAAGCAGCAAAAGACAAGAGUAAACUGGAGGUUGAAUUCUCGCUAUUGAACAGCCGUAUAGCAGAGCUGACCGAGCAGCUUCAUAGUGCGAAGGAUAAAAGCAGAGCAGAGAGAGAAGCGCUGCUGGAUCGUCUCCAUGAAGUCACCUCGGAGAGCACUGCUGCCAAACUGGAGAACCAGUCCCUCAAGGCUACAGUGUCUGCAGUGGAGGAGAAGCUGUCCUUUUCUCAGUCAGAGCUUCAACAGGUCAAAGCUUCCAUCAAACAGUAUGAGUGCCUGCUGGACAGUUAUAAGAUACAGGUGGGGAAAACCCGGGCUGAGGCAGAUGAGUACUGUGCUCGCCUGGCUCAAGCAGAGCAGGAGGCCAUGGCGGUGCGGGGGGAGCUGGAGAAGGAGAUAGCUGAAGCACGCAGGGAGCUUCUGGGACGGCUGGCAGAGCUGGAGCCUCUUCCUGAAGCCUUAGAGCGCUCCCAGCUACAGCUGCAGGAGGCUCAGGACAGGGAGCGCAGCCAGGAGAAACGCAGCUUGGAGCUCAGCACAAAUCUGACUGAUCUCCGCAUGAAGGUGGAGACCCAGAGCAGCCAGAUGGAGCUUCUUAGACAGAAGAACAAGGUGCUGCUGGAGGAGAACAGACAGCUUCAGCAGCAAGUGGAGAGUUUGGAAAGAAAGUUAGAGGAGGCUGGCAGUCAGAAUAGCGACCUGCAAGCAGUCAUUGCCAAACGGGAAGAGACGGUCCAGAGCAAUCAGCUCCGUCUAAAAGAAAAAACAAGGGAAUGCUCCCUGUUGAGCCGGAGGCUGGAGGACGCUCUGGAUGACGCUCGCCAACAAGGUCAAAUAUUUAGUUACUCCUCAGCCUCCUUCGGUAAUAACAGUACUUGUAACAAAUAUAGCCUGUUUGUACCUUUGGAGGCCAGGCUCAGGGAUUUGGAGAGCCAGCUCCACACCCUGGAAAAUCCUGUAGCUGCCCAGGCCCCUGUAGACCAAGGUAGCUUAGCCACCGUUAGCUCUACCCCAGCAGAUCCCGAGCAGAUGUCAGAGACCAGAGAACGUGUUGCCAGCAAACAGCAGUCCACCCAGUCCAAAAUACUGGACCUAGAAACCCAACUCAGCAGGACUACCUCAGAAAUCAACCAACUGAGACGGAGCAAAGAGCAGAUGGAGCGGCGGUACCAGAGCCAGCUGCAGGAUUUCAAGGAUCGCCUGGAGCAGUCAGACAGCACCAACCGAAGCCUGCAGAACUACGUCCAGUUCCUCAAAGGAUCUUAUGCCAGUGUGUUUGGAGAUCUUUCCUUCAGCGGCUCUCCGCGAGCCCCCUCACCCAUCUGACUGCACAUAUUCCAAAAUAGUGGCAUGACCUAAGCGUGUUACUUUUGUUUAGCAGAGCUGUGAGGAUCCCACUUUGAACCAUCUGGAUGAAGAUCAACAGUAUCUGAAGGCUGCUCGUGAGGCUUUUGGAAUAUAAAGCUGUGGUUUAUAUGGAAAUCAUUUGUCAGUGAAUUACAGUUUUUUGUUGUAGUCAGAAAACUACCUGUCGGUCUUUAAUGACUGAGACAAUGCAAUUAAAGAUGGGAUUGGUAUUCA